Molecule: messenger RNA, 9426 nt
Organism: Dermacentor andersoni
Lineage: Eukaryota; Metazoa; Arthropoda; Arachnida; Ixodida; Ixodidae
Source: RefSeq, a predicted model, not a curated record
AUGGUAGCCAGCGUUGUUUGCCUUGCCAUACUUGAAAAUGGCCAAAGGAAAAAGUUGACGCUGCAGUCAGGCCUUCAAGAUGAGUUGCUCACGGAGCUGUCAUCAAUUACAAGCAUCACUGACAGCACGUUGCUUCAGAUAUACGAUGACGAGCUAGAAGACUUUGUGGACCUCGAGCCGGGCACGCCUGUCCAUAACAAGGCGAAAAUCAAGCUCGCAAGGAAGUUGGUUCGACAAGCAGAUGACAACCUUCGGGAGCACCUGCGGGCACAUGCUGGUGAGGUGACACAGCAGAAGUACAAGUGCGACCACUGUGGCAAACCCUUCUACAGCAUCUGGCUGCUCAAGAUCCACAUCCGCGUGCACACCAGCGAGCGGCCGUUCCCCUGCGACUUCUGCAACAAAGGCUUCCCGUCGGUCAAGGCGCUCAAGAAGCACCGGCGCAUGCACAGGGUGGAGAAGCCGUUCGCCUGCGCCGAGUGCGGCAUGCGAUUUUCACUCAAGGGGACGCUCAACCGCCACACGUGCAUCCACACGGGAAUCGGACAGCACAAGUGUUCGUACUGCGGCAAGGAGUUCAUCCAGGGUGGCGGACUCAAGGCGCACCUGUUCCAUCACACGGGCAUGAACGGCUUCAAGUGCACCGCCUGUGACAAGGAAGGGGAAAAUGAAGAGUCUGCUCAAGUCAAUGGUGGCUCCCCUGAGAAGGAAAAUGAAGCAGAAGUGGGCGAGAACAGCCCAGUGAAGAACGUCCAAGCAGUAACAGACGUCAUCAAGGCUGCCAAAGCCGAAGAGCGUCUGCAGCAGCUGAAGCGUCGAAAGCGGGGGUCGCCUCCGGACGACACCAUUGAGAAGGACCUGGACUGCCCUGUCUGUGGCAAGCAAUUCACCAAAAAGUACUACUUGCAGCGCCACCUCCAAAUGACCGUCUGCUCGGGCAAGCCCCCGCCCUCUCACCCCUGCGAAGUGUGCGGAAAGGUCUACUCCCGCAAGGACAACCUUCGGGAGCACCUGCGGGCACAUGCCGGUGAAGUGACGCGGCGGAAGAAGUACAUGUGCGACCACUGCGGCAAGACCUUCCAUGGCAUGUCGCUGCUCAAGAUCCACAUCCGCGUGCACACCGGCGAGCGGCCAUUCUCCUGCGACUUCUGCAGCAAGGGUUUCCCGUCGGUCACGGCGCUCAACAAGCACCGGCGUAUUCACACGGGAGAGAAGCCGUACGCCUGCUCCGAGUGCGGCAUGCGAUUUUCACUCAAGGGGACGCUCAACCGCCACACACGCGUCCACACGGGAAUCCGACCGCACAAGUGUCCAUACUGCGGCAAGGAGUUCAUCCAGGGUGGCGGACUCAAGGCGCACCUGUUCCAUCACACGGGCAUGAACGGCUUCAAGUGCACCGCCUGUGACAAGGUUUUCAACCGCAAGGCUCGGCUAGACCUGCACAUGAAGUACCUGCACCUAAAGGAAAAGCCACACGUCUGCGAGGACUGUGGCAAGGGUUUCACGCGGCUCGAGGACCUGAACCGUCACUUAGUCCUGCACACGGGUGAGAAGCCAUUCCAGUGCCCAACGUGCCACAAGCGCUUUGCCAUCAAGCCCUCGCUCAAGAUCCACAUGGUGACCCACACCAAGGAAGAGCCCCGGUCGUGCCACGAGUGCGGCCGCGCCUUCAUUCGCAAGGAUUGCCUCAUGCGACACAUGCGCAAGCGCCACCGCGACCUGCUCAACCGCAUCCUGCUCGACGAGGAGGACGACCGCAUCGCCCCGACCCCCGUCGCCACUCCGGGAGGCACGGCCAACACGGAUAGUGGCAUCAAGCUGGGUGCCCAGGCAGGCACUGUGGCCCGGAUCCUGUCGGAACAGGCUCUUUGCGAGAGCAUUCGCGAGCUGCUGGGCCUGCUCGUUGAUGAGCCAACGUUGAAGGGCUUUGGAUACCCGGACAAGCCCGUGGAUGAACUGCUCGAAGCGGUCAUCCGUCGCUGCGGCCACAGCCCGGCUAGUCCCGACAACUACAACUAUGUGGACCGGCUGCGUGAGAACUCCAAGCUGCUCUUCACAGUGGUCAUUGACGACAGUGCUGUCAAGACUCUGCUCAAUAACCAGACUGUCGACGAGGUCAUUCUACACGUGUUGCGUCUCGCAAAGUCCUAGCUUCUCAUUGUCGUCCUUCCCCCAUCUCGUUUCGACUAACUGAGGGUGCACAGAAGCAAACGAUUUGUCUUCUAAUUGUAGUAGGGUGGCACUCACAUGGGUUGUGCGGGCUGAGCUUGUUUGAUUUCCACGUGCUAUCAUAACGGAAGGGACCACAAUAUGUUAAUGCUGUGCAACAUUACUAUUUAGCUGACUCCUACUGCAGACAGUAGCAGUCAGUUAAAUACGUUCUUGGUAGUGAAAGCCCUUGGAACCUGGAAAAGCAUAAUGUCAGCGGUCUUGUUACGCGUUGUUGCAAACACAUUUCGUGGUUCUGAAGAUUUUCAAGGGACUGCGCACUUGUAGCUUAACAGAAUAGCUUUUCCUGCUUUCACAUAAAUACGCAUGACCAGUGUUGUCAGUCCUGCAUCUAGUCGUAAACACAUCUUAUGCCUGUUUAUUGGCUCAGUAAAUGACAAUAGUUCUUGAAGCAAAAAAAAAAAAAGAUAGACAGAUAAAGAACAGGAACAAUGCCUGGAAACAGGUUAGGCCUGGCAUAAGCUUUUUUUUUUUUUUUCUGAACUGUAAAGUGGAAGUUUCUGGCUGCUGGCAUAACUGACUUGGUGAGUGCCCAUAAGGUCGUGAAGUCACGAGAAAGCCGUCGUCAGAAGGUAAACGUUGAUGUCAAGUUGAACAGAAAGCUCGUAGCACACACUACGGUGCGACAAAGCACAUCUGCUUUUUUGCACCCUCACUUAACCUCUCCUGUGCUUUGCACACCAUGUAUUCUUUGUCUUCACUCUGUAUCAUUUUUUUUUUUUAUUAUUGCAUCGCACAAUGCCCAUGCUUAGCUGGGCAUGAACAGAGCAGCAGGCAGUUGGAAAUGUGCUGGGUUUUGUCGUAAGUCCUGUAGGUGCGUUUGUGUAUUCCAGGGGGAGGGAGAAUCCGGUCUACCAACAUGAAGAUUGUCACGAUCAUGGGCACGCACAAUCUACACCGGCCUGGUAGCCCAAAUCGUACGAAAAGAACUAACUGCAUUCUCUCCCAUUCGAUGUUUUUGACUCUUGUGGCACAUUCCCAGACCUGUAGCAGAAGUUGUAGGAGAGGGUUACUGGCGAAAGCAAGGCGUCUCCUAGUCUGUUGGUUUUCUGGCCACUUUGCAAGAGGAGCGCGAGUUACAUGAUGCACUCUGUGUGUGUUUUAAGUGUUUGUAGCAGUUUUGUUGUAAGGCAACUUUUGCACAACAUUAAGUGUGAGAACAUCGGCCCACAUAGUGUGAGGGCUCUAUGUGAUGGUUUCUUUUUUGGCAGUGUAGGGAAAGCCCGACUUGACAGGUAAUGUGAGGUGCCAGCCACUGAGACAUGGAAUAUUAAUCCAAGAAGAAAGUGCUAGAUGUGCCCGUGUUAGUGAAAUUAAGAUGCCCAAACUUAUGCCUUACCGUUACGGUGCUUCAGUGUUUGUCAUGUUUUUCCUCAUUCAGACUUUUUUUUUCACAUGCGAGGUAGUGAAAGUUGUAAAAGGAAGUCAUUCAUUGUGUUUCCAUGCCACAAUUGUAGUAGAGUGCAUUUUAGCGUUCCUUCCUAAAGGCAGGAAGUGGGGAGGGGGGUGCAGUGCGUAGCACUUGUCUUUCCUUGAAGUCGUGAGAUUAACGGCAUCUUUUCCUUUUGGUAAUGGCUAACAUUGAAACUGGAGUAGGGUCACAGCUAGUAGAGGAAGCUAAUAAAAAUUUGGAGAUUUAAGAUUGCUGGUAAUGUUCUAGACAGCUUUUGUCCUUGAUGACUACAAGCAUAUCGCUUUCAGUCUAGCCAAAUAUCACGUGCUCAAGGAAAAGCAGGCCUGCUUAUUUCUAGGGCAAAGCACUGCUUGAAGACUGGAAGCUGAGCAUUGCACAGCAUGACUCAAAGCAGCGAACAAGUAAACCUAAAUAAAACAAUUAACUACUACUAGUGCAAAAAAAAAAUGACAUAAAACAAGCAAAAUUUUUCUAUUAUGUAUGCUACCAAUUUCUGGUUCAAAGUGUAGUUGUUUAAUGGAGUCUUACAAUAGCUUCAGUAAUUUACUAAUUUAGCUUUAUGCAAGGCCUGCUCUUCAUAUUGGAGGUUAGUGCAAAAAGAACAUAGAAACCUGCAGAGGCCAGUAUUUGACCCUAAGUAGCUUUAACGUUCUUUUUUCAACUUCGAAGGGGAAAAGUAGCCGGUGCUACACCGACCACAUACAUCUGCUGAUAAAAUAUUCACCUGCUGAUAAAAUAUUCACCUGCAGGUUCUCAUGCGAAAUUUAAGUUGCUGUGCGCACUUGAAUACUAAUGAAGUCUUGCAGACAAGGAGCAGUGUUUACUCCUAUAUGAAGUUCAAGAUUAAAGUUACUUGUUAGAUUGUAUUUCGAAAUUCUUGAGGCUUUCACUGUUUUAUCGCACUCUUAUGAUUGGUGCAGCAGCAGCCAUUAUUGCCUUUGCAUCUCAUGCCUGUCAUACAGUAUGAUCCACUUGUAGUUUAAGAAAUGAGCCACGAAAACUGUAAUAUUUCUGAAAUGUCUAAAAAAUAUGGCUGGUGUGACAUUAGAAAGUUGUGUAUGUGUAAAAAUGUAAUGCACAGGCCUUCGUGUCAGAUACCAGCUGUGGUUAGUUGUGCAAUUUUGACUACCGUAUUUACUCGCAUAAUGAUCGCACUCGCGUAAUGAUCACACCCCUAAAUUUUGUCGUCAAAAUUCGAUUUUUUUUAUUUCCCGCGUAAUGAUCGCACCCCGAACUUGCCGCAGCGAUAUGUCGUGUGCUAAUUCUAGCUAAUAAUGAUCGCGCUUACCAUCUGUCGAAUGCUAUGCGAACGACUCUUCAAGACAAGCCAAGCGGCCUGCACGCACCAAACAUUCUUAAGUAGAUGCCUCAUUUCAUUACUUUCAUCACUUUCCGCACUUCCAUGACAAAAUGAGGUACAACCAAAAUCGCCUUUAUUAUGGGUUGGCUUUAUAAUGGUUGAUGUCAACAAAAACAAUAAAGGCGCAUUUCGAUUCUUUUCAUCUGCUUUUGCACUCGUGAGCACGCAACAAAUCGCGCGCGGCAAUGAUAGUAGCCACGUUUACUCUGAUACGUUAAAAGUGUACCCUAUUCAUAUGCCGACGCUUGUAACACAGCUAAGAUAUUCGCCCACCCUUAGCGGAAACGUGCCGUAUUAGGAUAGUAGUGAAGACAGAUGCCGCAGUUUCCGCAGCACGUCGGCCAUGCAUUUCUGUGUCACUGGCAGUUAAGCGCGCCCACCUGAUUCUGUCCCCUCCAAGUGGACAUGGCUACAUUACUGCCGCAAACUUGCCGAUAUUAACGAUAUUAUUCAUCACUGAUACGGAAGAAACUGUUUCAAUACACGUAAUGUACUCACGAGAAGAAAAAAAAAAUUGCGUUCGGCGCGUUCGGCUUGCUCCGCCGGCCGCCAUUUUUGUUUUGGUGUCCCGCACCCGCAAUCUCGCAUCCCGCAGCAAACGCGAGGCGAAAAAAAAAUUUUUUUCUUUUCCGCAGGAAAUUUAACCCGCGUAAUGAUCGCACCCCUGAAUUUGCGUCAAUUUUUCUGACAAAAAAAAGUGCGAUCAUUAUGUGAGUAAAUACGGUAGGUGGUCUGCUUAAAGGGCCCCUCACCAGGCCCCAUAUCAAAUUCUGGUUAUAUGCUGGAAGUUAUUACGUGUCCUCUAGGGAGCGUUCUGUCCAAAAAAUCUUUCACAUCGGCUCGUUAAUAGCCAAGAUAGAAAUAGUUCAGUGCCGCAAAACCAUGAUUUCAGCAGGCAGGCUUCACUGCCAAACAAGACGCUCUCUCCACUCGCCCCAUCUAGCCUUCCCUGCAUUCUCCAAUACCGGACCUCGAGGAUCGCGUCUUCAGGCCCCGCCUUCAUUUUUUCUCCUCGCUUUUUUCCCUGGGCUACACAUGUCUGCUGACCGCGCCCCGCGUGAGUUGUUGUCUUGUUCGCGCAGCGCACGAUUUUGUGCGCUGUGUGCAAGGACACAUGACUAGCGGUAUAACUCAGAGCAACACAAAUACUGAGGCAGAACAAGCAGAUCGCAGAGCAUGAUCAAGCGCUGGAACACGGUAGAAAAUAGCAUAGUUUCAGUGCCUGCGUAUGUGACCACAUGACCGUGGGAACAAGCAGACGAAGCAGAAGUACAUCUCUCUCGCUUCUGUGCGAAGUAAAACAAAAAAUUCGCAGACAUUCCGUUUGCGUGUUUUAUUAUUUCUCUAAACUUCAAUUCGUCAAUUCAAGCAACAGAUCGCACAGAUAACGCACGUUGUCUUCAAUAAUUCUCGAAUCACGUGUCGCCACAAGUGACAUCACACUGCAGACACGAUUAUGUAGGCGCAGGGACACUAUUACGUCACUGUCCGGCUUGGAGUGUGGCGGCAGCGAGUGAAGAGGGAAACAGCAUUUGGAUUGUAAUUUCAGACGUAGCAAUGUAAUACUAUGCAGACACAAUUGUUGUCGCGCAAUGUACGCUAUGCCCUUGUCAGCACAAUAUGGCCAGACCUGGUGUGGGGCCCUUUAAGAGGACAAUACUGUGAGACGAUUUGGCUCGAAGCGGUGGCCAAACUUUCACAGCCUGUGUUCUGUGAUUGCUGACAGCAAACAGAGUAUGAAAUAGAAAAGUUGUCAGCAGCUCCUAGCAGGUCAAGCACUAAAACAAGUGCUGUAGGUUUUGGCUCAUAUCCUAAUUGUUGAGACUUCUGUAACAUGCAUACAUUCUUUUACAGUGUUGAAAUGACAUGUGGUUAUCAUCUAAUCACUGAUAAGUGUUGAGUGGUGCUUCACAGCUAACAUCCUCUGCUGAAAAUAACUGCUGCAGACUGGGAGCGCUGUUCAUACGAGAGUUUUCUUGAGCAUAUUAACACUAUGAAUAUUGAUUUCAGGGCGAGGAAAAGUUCAACGUAGAUAGAUGCUUUGUACCAUUUGAGCAGCACGUUUCCAUUGUAUCCAUAUUGCUAAUAUUUAGUUGUUUUUCAUUUUUUCCCAUUACUGCCUCAUGUUUUUAUCAGCUUCUGGAAGGCACUCGACAGUACCUUUCAUCUGAUGCGACAAACUUGUGAUUAGCAGUUAGUUGUGUUGAUCAUUGUUAAAGAUUUUAUAUACACUACAUUGUUGUCGGGCAGCACGAGAUGCGCAUCGGUAUUUUUAAGCUAAAAAAGAUGUUACGAUGGGCUUUUGCCCAUCUUGUACAGUCAACCCCUAGAUGGCUCCAACUGACACUGUCCAUCAGUGUUUACGAAACGGAAUAUCAGUGGGUCUCUUCAGGGGACGCACCAGCCUCUGCAUUUGUCCAAUGUUGCCACACAUAGCCUUAUAUAAAGCAUCACACAAAAGCAUUAAGAAGUCAGACCGUGCCUUAUUUUCUGUCUGCUGUGUAAGAGGAAGCUUCGGCUGAGGUCCGACUAUGACUUUCGCGCUGAAUUGCAAGAGAAGUGAAAUAAAUACUUUCAUUGGGAAAUGAAGUCAAAUUCCAGUGACUAUAGAUGUAUGCAGAAUGCCACAAAAAUUUGGGAAACUUUAGUUUUGAAUGAAACAGCAGGUUCUUAAAGUUCUGUAACUGCAAUACAUGCUGGUACCACAGCUGAUGGUGUUUAGAGCAGAUUACAUCAUUUUAUACUACUCUGUGCAUGCACUUGUGUCUGUCAACGAGCAUUUUCAGGAAAACUUUGAAUUAUGGGAUAUAGUGAAGUCUAAAGCCACGCACAAUGUGUUAGCUGCUCGACGUUGAUGCUGUAGCAGGCACGGCAUGGAAAAUUGCUAUAUGCAUUGUUGUGAGGCCACACAGUUGUGGACUCGGCAUUUCAGAUCUUCAUCCAUUAAAUAAUCAAUGGUGCGAAUAACAGCUUGGCUCUAACCAGUCACUGGAGCUUAAGUUCCUCAAUCAUAUGCGACAAAGUUCAUUAUUGAGACCAUUUAAGGGUUCACAUACUUUCUGGGUUUCCCAUUGAAUGCAGUAGAAACUUGUUAAAUGGCACCUCCAGGUACCGAAGAGACGUGUUCCGAUAAACGCGAGUUCCGUUUACCGAGAUAGAUGUGAAGCCCUUUGUCGUAUGCCCUCUUAAUGCUGUUGUCAGAAAUGUUGAGUAUUAGAAGCAAAUGUGGCAGCUGGCUAAAAAAAAUCAGAAAAUGACAAGGUGUAUUGCAUUCAAAAUUUUAUGCUGCCACUUUCUAAGAGUAACUUUCUUCACAGAAGAUAGAUGUUGCAAAAACAUUUCAGAGUUCUCCUUGGAAAAAAAGUCUUUUAGAUACUGAUCCUGUGGUUCUGAUUAUAGGGAGUUGUAUACAUUUUGGUUCUUUAAGGAAAGUGUUUUUAAAUUGUUUAAAUAUGUAGCCAACUAAUUAAGAGCAUGCUUCUCCAUUUAACCAGCAAUUCUGUGUAGGUAGUUUUCAUUUACCAAGAUUCUACCAUACUUGAAUGGUGAAAUUUGUAGUUUGGCUUGAUGCUUGGGGCUUCCUCGUAAACUGUUACUCAUGAGCAGCCUUGGGUGGUCAGUUGUCAUCUGUGUGUUCUUGCACUUGGGUCGGCCUACAACAGGCAAGCGCCGGCAAAUUUUACAUUCCACCAUUAGCCCUUUGGGUGCCCUUUGAACGUUUUAGACAGCAACUGUUUUAACCUUCUGCCCCAAGCCGUUGUCUGAAUGGUACUAAUGCGCUCAGAAUGGAUCGUAGAACAUCUAUGAUGUUUCCCAGCAAGUUAGUUGGCUAUGCGUUCUUCGUUCUACCAAGACCUUAGAAAAAGUGCCUUGCAAAUUGUUUCACAGUGCCCUUGUCUGCUUGUGCUCACAGCUAGAUUCACGUCAUAACAAAGGAGAGAAGUAAGCCAUCAUUUUCCUUUGCAUUUUCAUGAUUUAAUUCUGCACUUUUUUCUCUCUCUCUUACUUUCUUGUGGACUUGUUCACCGAGCGUUGCGAGCAGUUCUGCAUUGUCUGAUUAAAAGUUACGAUGUAUAUAGUUGAUCAGAAAUGGUGUCAAGAAGUCAUUUUGUGCCUUAUUACAAGAUACGAUGGAUUUCGUGUGUCUGUUUUAAUACUGAUUUCCAAGCAGUAAUACUUGCACGAGCUUUUUCAUAUUUCAUUGUCUAUAUUGGUCCUGUCAUUGUGUGUGCUUCUCACAUUGCUUUUUCCUCCUUUUUUCCUACCCUUGUACCAGUUUUACAUUAAUUGCAAACAGGAGCAAUUUUUUUUUUCUGUGCACAUCAUUCAUUUUUUGCUGUAUGGAAAUAUAUGAAGAGCAAAUUACUGUACUUGUCCUCGUGUGGCCCCUUGGUUUAACUGACACAUAAAAGGGGUGGAAGUA